This is a messenger RNA of Chaetomium fimeti, 1048 nucleotides long. Its product is annotated as DNA replication complex GINS protein PSF1. Gene Ontology annotation, cellular component: GINS complex. The record is from RefSeq and is a predicted model, not a curated record. Gene Ontology annotation, biological process: DNA strand elongation involved in mitotic DNA replication; DNA replication. Bases 212 to 853 code for a protein of 213 amino acids. The transcript is spliced from 3 exons. Lineage: Eukaryota; Fungi; Ascomycota; Sordariomycetes; Sordariales; Chaetomiaceae.
UGUUUCAUGAUAACUGCUGUGGGAAGGUGGGGACAAUAUUCGGUAUGUCGCCCAAUUGGUUUCUUGGGCGGGGCGACAGCGUGGACAGCCCAAUGCGGCGCGACUUCACCCUUGCCCCUCUGCCAUUUGAAAGCGAAGCGUAAAUCCUCGAACCUGAACGCGUCAACGCGGGAGUUGAUUUCGACAAAGCGAGGCAGUAUCUUUUUUCAAGAUGCCUAUGUACGGGGACUUGGGCAACAAACUGGUCCAACAUGCCAAACGGACACAGAAUUUGACGCAUCUACCGCCAUAUCAAACUGAGCUUGUCCGUGCUGUAACGCGAGAGGUCAGGGAUCUAGACAAGGACGUGGCCAGCUUGCUCGAGCCAUUCCAAGGGUCAUUUGACCCAUCCGCGGACCAGGCUACGGCGUGCACGCUUUUGGUCAACCACCUGUCCAUGCGCAGGAAUAAGCGUUGCCUUCUUGCCUAUCACCGUACGCGUACCGACAAGCUGGAGGAGCUGGUUUGGAACGGAUCUGACGUCCUCGAUCUUGCCGGCCAACAAGCAGGCGGCGUUAACGGCGCUGCUGCGGACAGCGGGGCUAGCAGCAGUCUCAGCCCACAGGAAGAGGACUAUUUUCGACAAUACGGGGACCUAUUGGCUGCCUACAAGGGGCAAUGGACAGAUAUCGAUUUAACGGGAAGCCUCGAGCCCCCAAGAGAUCUGUUCAUCGAUGUGCGGGUGCUGAAAGAUGCGGGAGAGAUCCAAACGGAAUACGGCGCUAUUAACUUGACGAAGAAUAGCCAGUUCUAUGUCCGACAAGGCGAUGUGGAACGCUUGAUAGCCCAAGGCUACCUCCAAAAGCUUGGUUGAAGCCCCCGCUCAAGAACGCGGUCACGCCUCAAGAGAGACCUCCCACGUGAAAAGACGAGGCACAGAGGAGUCGGCGACGAAGGGCGAAAGUCCACAACGACGCCGGCCAUUCUCGAGCCAUCACCCCCACGGGAUCGUCAGUCCCAAUGGGUGGUCAUGCGAGACCAAGGAGCAGCUGAUGAAAGCUCGCGUCAC